AUGAGUCACCUUACUGUGGAAGAAGUAUACGGAGUGAAGAAAAUAGCGAAAAACAAAUAUAUUGGAAACCGUCCAUUGAAUAAACCAACCCCAAGAACAAGAGGAGUUUAUGGAGGUAAUUUCUGUGCUCAAGCAGUUUUGGUUGGUAUUGAGUCAGCCCCAGUUGGAUAUACACCACAUUCGAUUCAUAGUUAUUUCAUACGUGGUGGUGAUCCAGAUAUUCCCGUUGAAUGGGAAGUUGAAAUCAUAUCUAAUGGGAAAUCAUUUUCAAAUAGAAUUGUUAAAGGUAUACAACAUGGAAACGUCGUUUAUGUUGCUGCUGUUUCUUUAACGAAGAGAAAUUCUGCAGGUUCUAAAGAUGAUUUUACAUACGAUACACCACCUGAUGAAACUGUUAAAACUUACAGUAACGCUGAACUUGACACAUAUUAUCAAUCAUCACUUUUCAUUGAAGUGAAAAACUAUCCUAAACAAUUGCAUUCUCAUCAGAUAUCAUAUUCAGUAAAAUGGGGUGAAACAAAUGAUGCGUGGAAAAAUGUCAGUCAACCUUAUCAAUUUGUCGGACUUGCAGCUAUUUCAGAUGUACUUGACUUGGGUCAAAUUUUACGAAACUUGGAUAUUCAUUUAGAUCCAAAAUUUAAUGUAUCACUUGAUCAUACUGUGUUUUUCCAUGGUACUGAUUUUGAUAUUACAAAAUGGUCAACUACAACAAUCAGAUUAUCCAAAUUAGCACACGGAAGAGCAUUAAUAGAAGGAGAGGUAUAUUCUGAUACUGGUCGUCAUAUUGCAAGUAUCGUUCAGGAACGAUUAUUUAUUGCUGAAGCACCAAAACUUUGA
Molecule: messenger RNA, 837 nt
Organism: Candida tropicalis MYA-3404
Lineage: Eukaryota; Fungi; Ascomycota; Pichiomycetes; Serinales; Debaryomycetaceae
Gene: TES1
Product: Tes1p
Exons: 1
Coding region: 1-837 (278 amino acids)
Biological process (GO): acyl-CoA metabolic process; fatty acid catabolic process
Cellular component (GO): peroxisomal matrix
Molecular function (GO): fatty acyl-CoA hydrolase activity
Source: RefSeq, a predicted model, not a curated record